AUGCGUUCUCAUCCACUUGAAGUUCAAUUUGAUGUUUUAAAAUGUCUUAAUUUUGACCAAUUAUUCUCUUUUAAACAAACCAACUUUUAUUUUCUCAAUUUAAUUAAUAAAUAUGAGGGAGGAUUGGCACGAAAGAAUUUCUUCCAACUCGAAUUGAUUGACGCCAAAACUAUCGAUAGUCAAAAGUUGGAUUCCCAUGUAUUUAUUAAACUUGAACCUGUAAUUUCUGCAUUUAUUUUGAAUGAUCAACUUAUGAAUAAGUGGAAAGCAUCGUUAGAUAAAUCUAUUACGUUGUAUCUACAUGGGCUUGAAGAUAGUUCUGAUGACAAUACUAAAGACUUUGCUGUUCAGUUGGAGAAAAAAGGUUUUAACAUAAAAUAGGGUUGGUUCAGACCUUUUUCUUUGUAUUUUCUGCCUGUCUUUUAAGUUUCUUCCUUGUGGGAACACAUUUAGCCCCAGUGUACAUAAUGGUCAGCCUUUUCAUAAAAGGAACAUUCUACCACCGCCGCUCCUAUUUGCAAUAGUUUACCUUAUAAAAGAAAUGAAA
Molecule: messenger RNA, 547 nt
Organism: Meloidogyne enterolobii
Lineage: Eukaryota; Metazoa; Nematoda; Chromadorea; Rhabditida; Meloidogynidae
Source: the annotation of a GenBank genome assembly